Messenger RNA from Cyprinodon variegatus (sheepshead minnow), 4215 nucleotides. RefSeq names its product euchromatic histone-lysine N-methyltransferase 1 (gene ehmt1). The record is from RefSeq and is a predicted model, not a curated record. Gene Ontology annotation, cellular component: nucleus. Bases 268 to 3987 code for a protein of 1239 amino acids. The transcript is spliced from 26 exons. Gene Ontology annotation, molecular function: p53 binding; histone methyltransferase activity; protein-lysine N-methyltransferase activity. NCBI's taxonomy places the organism in Eukaryota, Metazoa, Chordata, Actinopteri, Cyprinodontiformes, Cyprinodontidae.
CUCCAGUCCUUCCACUCCCAGGUGUUCCUGCAGCAGGUCAAGCUCCACUCAGACUGGAAGGUCUUUGGGAAACAGCCUCAGUUUCUGUGCCACAGAGGAGCUGUUGAGCAAAGCUUCUUACUGAUUGACAAGCCCGCUGGUUUAGCCGUGGAUAACGUUGCACCCCCAAAGAAAGAAGGACUGGAUCACCUGAGCUACAGAGAGGAGAAGUCAGAUAAGGACAAAGACGUAGCAGCAGGACACGGCUCUCCCCCUGCAGCAGAGGCGAUGCUUAACGGCGCAGAAAGCGACAAUGGGAGGCACACGGACCUGACGAUAAGCAGCACUAAGGCUCUGCCGUUGGUGAAUGAAAAUGGCUCCGCAGAGGCGGAGACUCCACAUGGAUCUGUAACUGGAAGCAAUGGGUUCAUUCUCGAUAAGGAGCAGCAGCAGCAGGACACGAACGCUGCAGUGACGCCCGAUUCAGGAGCUUCCCCUCUCAGGACUAACAGGCUGCCUUCGGGCUCGCCGACAGGGGGACAAACAGCCAAACCUCUGCUCACCUCAGCAUCAGGGUGUGCGCAGAGCUCAGGUGCUUUAAGGACUGCCCCCAGUACGGGGAAUCUGUCAGGACAGGGGACAUCGGACUCUAAAAAUGGAUUUGCUUCAAGUUCUGUCACAAUUCCACCACCUGUUACUGUACACAGAGCCCGGAAGACCAUGUCCAGACCUGCAGUCAGCCCGGCACAGAAGCUUAUUAACAGGGAGUUGAAACAAGCAAACAGUGCCAAGUUGGAGUCUCCAGUCGCGCCAGAUGUGCAGAAAUCCUCUCAGCCGUCGCCUGCGUCGAACCAUCUACCUCAGAGUCCACCAGAAACGCCAGCUUCAGCGCACACUGCUUCAUCAGUUUCACCAGCAGCUCCCACAGAGCCUGCAGCUCCCUCGGCUUCUUCAGCUCCUGCUAAGUUUCCCCUAGGACCCUACUCAUUAGGCCUUUCAUCCCGUAAGAAGAAGAGGAGGAUGGGAACAUACAGCCUGGUUCCCAAGAAGAAAACCAAAGUGCUAAAGCAGAGAACCAUGCUGGAAAUGUUUACACAGCUACAACAGUCAACAAAGACCCAACAGGAACCUUCAAAUAAAUCUCCUAUCUUCCAGAAAAAUGAGGCGACUAACAUAAAUGGGGAGAAAGUGGUGAAUGCAUCCGAGGAGGAUGAGUCUGAGGAGAUGGAGUCUGAAGAGGAGAUGAGACAACAGCCUGCAGAACAAGCCCUCCCAGCUGAUAAAGACACCUCUGAAUCCGCCGAUCAGGCGAAAGAUGAGCAUGAAUCUGAAGACUCUGAUGCAGAAGAAGGGGAGGAGGAGGGCACAGAGUCUGAUUUGAGCUUCGAGUCCAGCCUGAAGAAGAAGCUGAAAAAGAAAUCAAAAGUAGACAGCGCAUGGCUAAGACCGUCCAGGAAGAGGAAAAGAAGGAUGACCCCCAAAGAACCAGAGACGGAUGUUUUGCCCCAGACCUCCAGUCAGGAAUACACACAGAUCCUUCCAUCAGAGGGUGUCGACCUCAGCAAGUCUUCAGACAGUAAAGAGCCUUCGGGGUCAGCGAUCGAGGAGGCUCAGGAGCUUCCGCUCUGCAGCUGCCGAAUGGAGACUCCAAAGAGCAGAGAGAUUCUCAUCCUGGCAGACAGGAAGUGCAUGGCCACAGAGAGCGUGGACGGGCAGUUAACCCGCUGCCAAAGUGCCGUCCUAAAGCACGAGAUGAUGCGUCCGUCCAACUCUGUUCAGCUGCUGGUUCUAUGCGAGGACCACCGCAGCGGCAUGGUGAAGCACCAGUGCUGCCCCGGGUGUGGCUUCUUCUGCAGAGCGGGGACGUUCAUGGAAUGCCAACCGGACGUCAGCAUCUCUCACCGUUUCCAUCGAGCGUGUGCGUCAAUGCUUAAAGGUCAAAGCUUCUGUCCGCACUGCGGAGAAGAGGCAGGCAAGGCCAAGGAAGUCACCAUCGCCAAGGCCGACACCACAUCCACCGUUCCUCCAGCACAGGCAAAGGGGCCAGCCGCCCUGGGGGCCCCUGAGGGCCGAGCAGACACGACCACUGGCAGCUCUUCAUGUUUGGCUCCCGUUGCUGAAGUCACCGGCAGAGCCGACAGUUCGCUCCCUGUCGAGAAAAUCAACGAGUCGGCUGUUCCAGAGUCAUCCAGGCAAUCAUCUUUGCAGCCUGGAGUUGGAACCACAGCACCACCUACACUCCCCCUGGGAACAACAAAAGAAACUCUAGAGAGCGUCCUGGUCGCCCUUGAUGCAGAAAAACCCAAGAAGCUGCGUUUUCACCCCAAGCAGCUUUACCUCUCAGCCAAACAGGGAGAACUGAAGAAGGUGGUCCUCAUGCUGGUGGAGGGAACAGACCCAAACUUUAAGAUGGACUCUCAGAACAAACGCACGCCGCUCCAUGCUGCAGCUGAGGAAGGUUACGCCGACAUCUGCCACAUGCUGGUUCAGGCCGGAGCAAACUUGGACAUGUGUGAUGAAGAUCAGAGGACUCCGCUGAUGGAGGCCUGCGAGAAUAACCACAUGGAGGUGGUGCUGUACCUGCUGAGAGCCGGAGCCUCUGCCAUGCACAAGGACGUUGAAGGGUUCACAUGUCUCCACCUAGCGGCAAAGUCUGGACAUUACAACAUUGUAGAGCACCUUCUGUCUACAGGACUGAUUGACAUAAACUGUCAGGACGAUGGUGGUUGGACGGCCAUGAUCUGGGCCACGGAGUACAAACAUGUGGACCAGGUGAAGCUGCUUUUGUCCAAAGGAGCUGACAUCAGCAUCAGGGAUAAGGAGAAAAAUAUUUGCCUUCACUGGGCAGCAUUCUCUGGCAGCGUUGAGAUCUCUGAGCUGCUCCUGAACGCCCACUGUGAUCUUCACGCUGUCAACAUCCAUGGAGACUCUCCUCUGCACAUCGCUGCCCGGGAAAACCGCCUGGAUUGUGUCAAACUGUUCUUGUCUCGUGGAGCUAAUGUGUUUCUGAAGAACCGUGAGGGUGAAACUCCUCCAGACUGCUGCAGCCACAACUCCAAGGCCUGGGGAGCCUUGCAGGCCAACAAGAGGGAGAGGGACGCCAAAAACGGCAGGCUCAGACGGAAUGAGGAGAAACUCCUUCACAGUGACAUAUCUUUAGGCCAAGAGCAGGUUUCCAUUCCUUGUGUCAACACUGUGGACAGCGAACCCCUUCCAGAUGACUAUAAAUACAUCACAGAAAACUGCGUCACAUCCCCCCUGAAUAUCGACCGGAACAUCACACACCUGCAGUACUGCAUUUGUAAGGAAGACUGUUCUACGAGUAUUUGCAUGUGUGGACAGCUCAGUCUGCGCCGCUGGUACGACAAGAGGGGCUGCCUUCUGCCUGAGUUCUGCUGUGAGGAGCCUCCUCUCAUCUUUGAGUGUAACCAUGCUUGUUCCUGCUGGAGAACCUGCAAGAACCGCGUCGUACAAAACGGACUCAGAACCAGACUGCAGGUGUUCAGAACCAGUAAAAAAGGCUGGGGUGUUCGGGCUCUGCAGGACAUACCACAGGGGAGCUUUGUUUGCGAGUAUGUUGGUGAGAUUAUCUCAGAGGGUGAAGCAGAUAUGAGACAAAACGAUGCUUACCUGUUCAGUCUGGAUGAUAAGCCUGAGGAUCAGUACUGCAUCGAUGCCCGUUUCUAUGGAAACAUCAGCCGCUUCCUGAACCACAUGUGUGAGCCCAACCUGUUCGCCUGCCGAGUCUUCACAACACACCAGGACCUUCGGUUCCCACACAUCGCCUUCUUUGCCAGUGAAAACAUCAAGGCUGGAGAAGAGCUCGGGUUUAACUACGGCGACCACUUCUGGGAGGUCAAAGGCAAGCUGUUGAGCUGCGAAUGCGGCUCCUCGAAGUGUAAGUACUCAUCGGUUGCCAGGGAGUCACUGCAGGCGGACAGCACACCAGAGGACCAGCAGCAGCCCAGCGCAUUGCCCGACACUAGCUCGUCCAGCGGCACCUCCUAAAAAUGGACCUGACACUGAGUCUGGUUUCACGGGGACGAAGACGAGACGGGUCCUCCCGGCUCACGUUGAACUUUUCUGAGUGAAAUCGUACUGUAUCUCCUCUUUCCAUCAUUACCAAGGACCAUUCUUCUAAAAACUGUAAAACUUUCUGAUCCAGAUGCACAAUCGAACCCUGGAACUGCUUCUUCUCUUCGUGUGUCAUGUGAAAAAGAUGAGGGACGCGGGGGA